AUGGACUCCAAACAGUUGGCAUUACUUAAAGGGUUCAUCAAAUUAAUCGACGAAAACCCAGAAACACUUGAUUUGCCUGAACUCUCAUUCUUCAAAGAAUGGCUCCUUCGUCUUGGUGCGAGGAUUCCCACGGGCUCAACUGGGGAUCAUAAAGAACCUCAUGCCGCUGCUCCACCAAAGGAAAGUGACUCUGGUGCAGAGGAAACAUCUGAAUCAGAAAUAGAGUUCGAUGAUGCUGAUGAAGUGCUACCGUCUGACUCGGAUGUAAACCAGGAGAUGGGCGAUGAGUCGGUGGAGAUCACCGAAGAAAUGAUCGACCAAGCAGAUGGUAAGAGAACGGAGGCUCAGGCGAAGCUCUCAGAAGGUGAUAUCGAAGGUGCCAUCGCAUUGUUUACCGAGGCAAUCAAGCUUAAUCCGACAUCAGCCUUGUUGUACGCGAAGAGAGCGAGGUUGCUAGGAGAGUGGGAAGGUGCUUAUAACGACCUACAACUCUCUCUAAAGCUGGACUAUUCAGACGAUGCGUACCAGGCUAUGAAGGAUGUCGAACCGAAGCACAAGCGUAUUCUAGAGCACAAUCUAAAGUAUCAGCGUAAACGCGAAGAAAAGCGAGAAAAGGAACGCCGCGAACGAAUCAAAAAAGCACAAGAAAGUCGUGAACGAGCACAAAGGGAGCCUGACACGUUUGGUAUGCCAACCGGUGAGGGCAUGGGAGAUGCGUUCUCUUCACUAUUCAACGAUCCCGAGCUAAUAACUUUGUUGGAGGACCCCGAAGUGAUAAAGGCUUUUCGCGAAGUCUCAACCAACCCUGCUGCCAUGCACAAGUAUGAAAACAAUCCAAGGGUAAAGAAAGUCCUAGACAUGAUGUCGAAAAAGUUCGGCGGCUCCAUGCCAGGUGGUAUGCCCUCAGGUUUCACAAUGCCCGGACAAUCCUGUCCAGAUUUAGAUUGA
This is a messenger RNA of Echinostoma caproni, 948 nucleotides long. The record is from the annotation of a GenBank genome assembly. NCBI's taxonomy places the organism in Eukaryota, Metazoa, Platyhelminthes, Trematoda, Plagiorchiida, Echinostomatidae.